AAAGUGAACAAAGAUUCCAAUCGCAGCAUGUGACGAUGGGAAAAUGUCGCUCGAUCAACAUACGAAACUCUACUUGAGUCUGGCAUUCGCUGCUGGUAUCUUGAUCACUCUCGGAUACAAGGACUUCUAUCCAGAUCUCGAACGACGCUAUCACGAUCGCCUGAGGAAUAAUCGCCCAGCAGCUGCUAUCCGCGAGGGGAUCGAGGGAGCCAUUGGAAACACUCCCCUGAUCCGCAUCAAGUCUUUGUCUGACGCCACGGGCUGCGACAUUCUGGGCAAAGCAGAGUUCCUCAAUGCCGCUGGAAACUCGCCCAAAGAUCGAGUCGCUUUGUCGAUGAUUCAGAUGGCCGAGGCAGAAGGCUUCCUGACUCCAGAUUCGGGCGACAUAGUCUAUGAAGGCACAGUCGGCAGCACUGGCAUCUCGCUUGCUGCCAUUUGUCGCGCAAGAGGUUACACUGCACACAUCUGCAUGCCGGAUGAUAUUGCUUCGGAGAAGUCGGACCUACUACUACGCCUUGGUGCCGUCGUUGAGCGUGUUCGUCCUGCCUCCAUUGUGGACAAGGGCCAAUUCGUCAACAUGGCUCGCGCUCGCGCCCGGCAGCACACUUCCGAUCCUGAUCAGAAAGGUCGUGGCUUCUUCGCCGACCAGUUCGAGAAUCCUGCCAACUACAUGGCACAUCUUCACGGCACUGGUCCCGAAAUUUUCGAACAGACUGCUGGUCAACUUGAUGCUUUUGUCGCUGGUGCAGGUACCGGAGGCACCAUCUCCGGCUGCGCACUGUAUCUGAAGCCUCGCCUGCCCAAGAUGAGGGUUGUUCUGGCAGAUCCCCAAGGUAGCGGUCUUUACAACAGAGUCAAGCAUGGUGUCAUGUUCUCACCCACAGAAAGAGAAGGCACUCGUCGUCGUCAUCAAGUCGACAGUAUAGUCGAAGGUAUCGGCGUGAACCGUGUGACCCACAAUUUCGAAGCUGGUAGAGAGCUUGUAGAUGACGCUGUACGAGUCACCGAUGAUCAAGCUAUGAUGAUGGCUCGUUGGUUGGUCGAGCGCGACGGUCUCUUCGUGGGCAGUUCUUCGGCUGUCAAUUGCGUUGCUGCUGUCAGGACUGCACUUGAGCUUGGUCCUGGUCAUCGUGUUGUGACUAUCCUAUGUGACUCUGGAACGAGACAUCUGUCCAAGUUCUGGGCCAAAGCGGGGGCCGUAGGAGGAGACGACGAGGUCACCAUGGACAAUAUCUUGAAUCCAAAAGAGUCGGCGUCUUGA
This is a messenger RNA of Aureobasidium subglaciale EXF-2481, 1261 nucleotides long. RefSeq lists its product as uncharacterized. Gene Ontology annotation, molecular function: cysteine synthase activity. Lineage: Eukaryota; Fungi; Ascomycota; Dothideomycetes; Dothideales; Saccotheciaceae. The coding region runs from base 44 to 1261 and encodes 405 amino acids. The transcript is spliced from 2 exons. The record is from RefSeq and is a predicted model, not a curated record. Gene Ontology annotation, cellular component: cytoplasm.